AUGGGUGACAGUACAAGUUACACAAGAUGCAAGUUGGAGUUCCAUGCUUGUUCUACAGGCAGAAGCCUCACCACCCUCUGUGAUGGUCCCUGUCCAUGUCUCCCGGAGCCUGAGCCACCAAAACACAAGGCAGAAAAGAAUGCCUGCACAGACAAGGAGUUAAGGAACCUUGCAUCGCGGCUGAAAGACUGGUUUGGAGCUCUUCAUGAGGAUGCAAAUAGAGUCAUCAAGCCCACCAGCUCUGACACAGCCCAAGGCAGGUUUGACACCAGCAUCCUGCCCAUCUGCAAGGACUCCCUGGGCUGGAUGUUCAACAAGUUGGACAUGAACUAUGACCUCCUCCUUGACCACUCAGAGAUCAAUGCUAUCUACCUGGAUAAGUACGAGCCCUGUAUCAAGCCUCUCUUCAACUCUUGUGACUCUUUCAAGGAUGGCAAGCUCUCUAACAAUGAGUGGUGCUACUGCUUCCAGAAGCCUGGAGGUCUCCCUUGCCAGAAUGAAAUGAACAGAAUUCAGAAGCUGAGCAAGGGGAAAAGCCUACUGGGGGCAUUCAUACCUCGGUGUAAUGAGGAGGGCUAUUAUAAAGCCACGCAGUGCCAUGGCAGCACAGGGCAGUGCUGGUGUGUGGAUAAAUAUGGGAACGAGCUGGCUGGCUCCAGGAAACAGGGUGCUGUGAGCUGUGAAGAGGAGCAGGAAACCUCAGGGGACUUUGGCAGUGGUGGCUCUGUGGUCCUGCUGGAUGACCUCGAGGAUGAACAGGAGCUGGAACCAAAGGACAAAGAGUGGAAGUUGAGGGUGCACACCCGAGCUGUGACGGAGGAUGAUGAGGAUGAGGACGACGACAAAGAGGACGAGGUCGGGUACAUAUGGUAGUGCCCACAAGGAAGAGGACACAAGUUGUGCACAAAAUUGCAUCACUUCCUAGUCCUGCAUUUGUAUCUAAGACUCCAAGGCACCCAGGCCUCUUCUCCAUUGUUGCUCUCUAUACCCUACCUGAGGUUUGGAAGACAACUGCUGCUUGUUCCCAGAGCGUUCUGAUUUCGCAUACGGUUGUGUGGGAGAAAGGGUGUUGUGUUUUGGGUUUUUUGGGAUUGGGGAAUGGUUGGCUUAAUUAGAGCCUCCUUCCCUCCCAUGAGAUUUUUGCAACAAGCAUGUGAUUUAUGUGGAAUUCUGACAGUACAGGGAGCCCCCACCCUCUUAAACGUCAAAGACCCUUUUUGAUUACCCACACCGGUGGUUAUCACAGCAUGGUUCCCAGCCUUACAGUGUCUAAGUGCUUUUCUUGUGUCCUGUUAGAUGUUGUGAAAAACACACCACACUAUCUUUUUCCGCCUGCCCCCACCACUCCUGGUAUUUAUUAUUUAAAAAAUUAGGUUUUCACAUCACUAUAGCUGGCUUCCUACAAACACAGCCUUAAUUCAGUCAAAAGUCCCUUUGGGGAAUUCAUUUUCUAUAUUAAAAAUUGGUGUCUGGAUGCUUCUUUCUGUACAUGCAUAAAUAUGUACAGAAGAGACUCUGUGUGUGUACAAACCUCUCAGAUAAAGUAUUUGGGUGUCUAUUAAAAACUCAUUUGAAAAACAAUUAUAAAUUUGUCAGCUUGUCCAGACCUGGAACAAAAAAUUUGUAUCAAAGUCCUUUUUUGCACUAACAGUUGGCACUUGUAGCCUGCAGGCUGAGGAGGUUUCUUCUCUAUGCAUCAGCACAGUUGCUGGAAGCCUCUUUGAUUUGGAUAAGCCUCCGUCUGCAUAAAUUGCUUUUCUUGCAGAAGCCAUGCACCUCCACGUGGGCAGCUUCACAAGCCAUCUCUUUCAUUUCUGCUCAAAGCUCCCUUGGGCUGCAGCCGUCCUGGUUGCCGCAGAUUCCUCCCUCCCCUCCCUACUCAAGGGCUUCUUCUAAGGCAUGCACACAUCCCCCUUAUUCUCUGAGAAGACAGUACCACAGUGUUCCUUAAGAGAAGAAAAUUUAGGAUUCUUAAUGUUUUGCUUUUGCCCCCUUUCUA
This is a messenger RNA of Galeopterus variegatus (Sunda flying lemur), 1999 nucleotides long. It is a transcript of the gene SPOCK1, whose product is annotated as sparc/osteonectin, cwcv and kazal-like domains proteoglycan (testican) 1. Gene Ontology annotation, molecular function: calcium ion binding. The transcript has 8 exons. NCBI's taxonomy places the organism in Eukaryota, Metazoa, Chordata, Mammalia, Dermoptera, Cynocephalidae. The record is from RefSeq and is a predicted model, not a curated record. Bases 1 to 873 code for a protein of 290 amino acids.